AUGGCUUCUCCUACAAACAAUGAGCACCUCGUGCAAUCGGAAGAUCCUGACCACCCAGCAAAUCUGAUCCCCAGAUUAUGCAGACAGUUCUACACUCUCGGUUGGGUCACCGGAACUGGAGGCGGCACUAGUAUUCGAAAGGAUGAACACAUAUAUAUUGCUCCUUCGGGUGUCCAGAAAGAACUGAUCAAGCCGGAGAACAUGUUCGUCCUCUCUUGGCCCACACCCAAAUAUCCCCCGGAGGCACGGAAAUACAUCCACAAACCUCUGAAAUUGAAGCCCUCUGCCUGCACACCGCUGUUCCUGGCAGCGUUUGAGCGCGGUGCUCUCUGCUCCAUACACACUCAUUCACAGUGGGCUGUGUUGGUGACGUUAUUGGUCGAGAAGCUUCACGGCAAGGAUGCUUGUUUUGAGAUCAGCAAUAUCGAGCAGAUUAAAGGUAUUCCAAAGGGUCCAGGCAAGGGAAUGCUAGGCUUCCAUGACACGCUUCGAAUUCCAAUCAUCGAGAACACCCCAUUCGAAGAAGAUCUCACUGAGUGGCUGGAGAAGGCCAUGAAUCAAUAUCCUGAUACUUAUGCAGUGCUCGUGAGGCGACAUGGAAUUUAUGUUUGGGGUGACACCCCAGCCAAAGCUAAAACGCAGUGUGAAAGCUUAGACUAUCUCUUCCAGUUGGCGGUCGAGAUGCAUAGACUCGGACUGCCGUGGACGUAG
Molecule: messenger RNA, 711 nt
Organism: Exophiala bonariae
Lineage: Eukaryota; Fungi; Ascomycota; Eurotiomycetes; Chaetothyriales; Herpotrichiellaceae
Gene: MDE1
Product: Methylthioribulose-1-phosphate dehydratase
Exons: 3
Coding region: 1-711 (236 amino acids)
Cellular component (GO): cytoplasm
Molecular function (GO): methylthioribulose 1-phosphate dehydratase activity; metal ion binding
Source: RefSeq, a predicted model, not a curated record